Eremomyces bilateralis CBS 781.70 is the source of this 1167-nucleotide messenger RNA. Its product is annotated as pre-mRNA-splicing factor cwc2. Gene Ontology annotation, molecular function: pre-mRNA binding; U6 snRNA binding; metal ion binding. The record is from RefSeq and is a predicted model, not a curated record. Bases 1 to 1167 code for a protein of 388 amino acids. Gene Ontology annotation, cellular component: U2-type catalytic step 1 spliceosome; Prp19 complex; U2-type catalytic step 2 spliceosome. Lineage: Eukaryota; Fungi; Ascomycota; Dothideomycetes; Eremomycetales; Eremomycetaceae. The transcript is spliced from 2 exons.
AUGGCAGACAUCGACGUAACCACAUCUGCCGUCAAACCCGCAGAACCAUCGUCUGCUCCGGACACGGCUUCAACCGCAUUGAUCGUGAACGAUUCGUCGGGUCGGAAAGUAGUGAAGAAGAUCGUCAAGAGGAAAAGACGGCCUGCCCGUCCCCAAGUCGACCCAGCAACCUUUACAUCCGAACCGCCGCCACAAACGGGAACCACCUUUAACAUCUGGUACAACAAAUGGUCAGGAGGCGACCGAGAAGAUAAAUACCUCUCCCAACAGGCCGCCAAGGGCCGAUGUAAUAUCGCGCGUGAUAGCGGAUAUACGAGAGCCGAUAAAGUUCCUGGAUCCUACUUUUGCCUCUUCUUCGCGAGAGGAAUCUGCCCGAAAGGCCAGGAUUGCGAAUACCUCCACCGACUACCGGGGAUUCAUGACAUAUUCAAUCCGAACGUGGAUUGCUUUGGACGGGACAAAUUCAACGACUACCGGGAUGAUAUGGGCGGAGUGGGAAGCUUCAUGCGCCAGAACCGGACAUUGUAUUGCGGGCGAAUACAUGUCACGGAUGACAUUGAGGAAAUCGUCGCCCGGCAUUUCCAGGAAUGGGGUCAAAUCGAUCGCACCCGGGUCCUCACCAACCGAGGAGUCGCUUUCAUCACAUACACCAACGAAGCCAACUCCCAGUUUGCGAAAGAAGCGAUGGCGCACCAAUCGCUUGAUAAUACCGAGAUUUUGAACGUUCGAUGGGCCACGGUGGAUCCGAACCCCGCAGCACAAAAACGAGAAGCACGACAGCUGGAAGAACAAGCCGCUGAAGCGGUCCGACGGGCGCUGCCGGAAGAGUUUGUCGCGGAAAUCGAGGGACGGGACCCGGAGGCGAAGCGGAGGCGGAAAGAGCUUGACUUUGGGUUGGAAGGUUACAAUGCGCCGGAUGGCGUGUACUAUAACCAAGGCAAAGGGCUCGAAGCGGCGCAGGAGAAGAUGUUGCUGGAAAUGGAAAGGAACGAGGAACGAGAGCAGGAUGUUGAGGAUGGCCAUGAAGAUGGAGGCAUAUUUACGCGCUCCACAAUACAGGCUUUGAAAGGACUGAACGGUCAUGGCAUAAGGAUGGAGUCGAAAGAUGCGCCGGCUGCGGCGAGUGGCCCUCUCGUGGGAUAUGGGAGCGAGGAUGAGAGCGAUUGA